This is a messenger RNA of Eptesicus fuscus (big brown bat), 1153 nucleotides long. RefSeq names its product piercer of microtubule wall 1 (gene PIERCE1). Gene Ontology annotation, biological process: axoneme assembly. The coding region runs from base 572 to 1006 and encodes 144 amino acids. Gene Ontology annotation, cellular component: axonemal microtubule. Lineage: Eukaryota; Metazoa; Chordata; Mammalia; Chiroptera; Vespertilionidae. The record is from RefSeq and is a predicted model, not a curated record. The transcript is spliced from 3 exons.
GCCGUGCGCGUCCCCUCGUGCCACCCGCUCUCCCCGGGACCCGCCGGGCAGGGACUGUCGGCUCCGGGCAGCCCAACCAGCCUUCGCACACGCUCGCUUUAGUUUUAAAUGCACUCGGCUUAGGAGGGUUCCACCCGUUAGGAGGAUCUGGAGCCCAAAUGGAGGCUCCGGGCGCUGUGGGGCACGACCUCGCGAGGUCCGGAGCGCCCCUGCGCGGGGAGCGUGGGCCCUGCGGGCAGAGGGCCUGGCGGAGCGGCAACCCCGCGGGUGGCUGCUUUCCCGGCAUUUGGGACAAGGUCGGCCCGCCCGGCCCGCAUCCCGGGUCCCCGGCGCUGCAACCCCAGGAAGUGAGGUUUUGUUAUCCCGGCCUGCUCGCCCCGAAGGUUCUAGACUUCGAACUUCAGCCCCUCCGGCCAGCAGAGGCGCGGCGCCUUUAAGGACUCGACCCACCCAAUCAGGUGACCAAGCCGUCGCUUAGCAACGGGACGCCGCGCGACCCAGGCGGCGCGGGCUGCGGAGAGGCUGUGCCUGGCCUUUCUCGUCUCCCCCGUGCAGCUCCGUGGACGGCGGGAUGUCCAGCGAGAACCCCGGAGAGAGCGCGGAGCCCGUGGUGAGCGCGGAGCCCGUGGAGCCCGCGGCCCAGGCCCCCAUGGAGAAGACCAGCGACUUCUACCGCGUGGAUGCGGACCUGCCGGCCAGGUUCAACCACCCGGCGUGCUUCCGGGGCUACAGGAGGAACAAGGAGCCGGUCUCGGUGUACAGGACCAGUAACCAGGCCUACGGCGGCCGAGCGCCCACCGUGCACGAGAUGCCGAAAGCAUUCUAUGCGUGUUCAAAUAGCUUCUCCAGACAACUGGCAGCUGCUGGAAUGUUCCGGAACACUUCUUUCAACGUCCACGUGGAGAAGAGCACCGUGUCGGGCGCCGACAACUGCAUCACCUCCUACAACCGGCUGAACUUCCACCCCAGCUACAACGUCCGCAGGCCCUCCAUCUGCAACGACUGAGGCCGGCGGCCGCCCCCCUCCCCGUGGCUGCCCGGCGCUCGCUGCUGCCCCUCCAAACGCCUUUCCUCUGUGCGGCCCCUUUUCCCGGCGGACAGCUGAGCGGGGAGGGGCCGCUGCCUUGUCUUUGCAUUAAAAUGUUGCCCCAUC